UCCCACAGCGUGUCUCCGGUUGGGCGCUCUGCUGGCUGCUGCGGCACCGGCUCUCUCCCUCUCUCCUUCCCUCAGUCCCGCCGGUCGCCUGUGGACGCUGCUCGGCUUGGCCGAACAUGGCGGCGGCUCCGGAGGAGGAGGUAGACCGCAGACCGAUUCGGAGGGUCCGGUCCAAGAGUGACACGCCUUACAUCAACGAGGCGCGGAUCUCACUGCACCUGGAGACAGCAGAGGAAGUGGAGCGACUGGCAUCGAUGCGUUCUGAUUCGCUGGUGCCUGGAACCCACACGCCUCCCAUCCGCCGGCGGAGCAAAUUUGCCACUCUGGGUCGCCUGUUUAAACCCUGGAAAUGGAGGAAAAAGAAAAGUGAGAAAUUCAAGCAAACCUCUGCAGUGUUAGAGAGGAAAAUGUCUACUCGUCAAAGCAGAGAGGAGCUCAUCAAAAAAGGAGUCCUGAAGGAGGUUUAUGAAAAAGGUGGGACAUCCUCUCCAGUUCUCAGGGAGGAGGUGAAGAUGGAAAACGGGCACUCCUCAGCUCUCGGUGCAAUCCCCUCUGAACCGGAAGAUCCUGAGCUGAUGGAAGGAGCAACAGCUGCUGUAGCAGGAUGUUUGGAGUUUCAGAUGCAAAGUGAGGGUGUGUUUCGACAAAGCCAGACUCAGAACUCCAGCCCGACGCCGCAAGCAAAGGCCUCCACAGUGUUUUCCACUGAUGGAUCAGAAUCACCGCUUUCUCGACCUCCAACUUCACACAAACAGCCACCUGCUCUUCCACCCAAACCUUUCAACAGACUUCCCAACCACAUCACAGAUGGUACCCCUGUGAAGUUGCCAUGCAUGUCAUCCAAACUUUCUCCUCCUCUACCUCCGAAGAAGCUCCUGAUAUCAGUUCCUGCAGGAAGAUUGGAGCCCUCUCCAGUCACAUUCCAGAAAUGUCCCGCCCAACCCAGCCACGCUGCGAUGGGUGGACACCCGCUGCAGUAUGGGGCGCUGCAGCCUGUACCCCUGCACCCCCCGAGCCGGAUCAUAGAGGAGCUCAAUAAGACACUUGCCCUCACCAUGCAGAGGUUUGAGAGUUCCAUGAUGCAAGCUGUUCCCACGAUGAUGAUUGAGUGUGACGAUGAUAAAGAAAAUCUCCCCAAUGAGGCAGACUAUGAGGAGCUGCCCGGGAUGUACAGAGACGAAGAAGAGGAAGAGGAGGAGGAGGAUGAAGAGGAGGAGGAAGAAGAUGACGAAGAGGAAGAGGAUGAUGAGGAAGAAGAUGAUACACUGCUUACAAGUACGCUGGCCAUGAAGGUUUUACGAAAAGAUUCUCUGGCCAUCAAGCUCAGUAACCGUCCAUCAAAGAGGGAGCUGCAAGAGAAGAACAUCCUGCCAAUGCAGUCGGACCAGGAACGUCUGGAAUACCGACAACAAACUGCCACCAAACUCACCAGGCGGUUGAGUCAAAGGCCGACCGUAGAGGAGCUGGAACAAAGAAACAUUCUCAAACCUCGAACUGAUCUGGAGGAGCAGGAGGAGAAAUGGGAGAUCAAGAGACAUUUAUCCAAAAAGCUCAGUAGUAGACCCACAGUUGAGGAGCUGAGGGAGGCCAAGAUCCUCAUCCGGUUUAGCGACUAUGUGGAGGUCGCUGAGGCUCAGGACUACGACAGGAGGGCAGACAAGCCAUGGACUCGGCUGACAGCGGCAGAUAAGGCUGCCAUCAGAAAAGAGCUGAAUGAGUUUAAAAGCACAGAGAUGGAGGUGCAUGAGUCGAGCCACCAUCUCACCAGAUUUCAUCGGCCGUAGUCAGCACAGUUCUUCUUCUGAUGUGUUUUCAGACCACGACCUGCCGUCUUCGAACUGUUGAUUAGUAUCAGCCUGUUUGAUCCGGGCAGUGGGAGCAAACAAACAUUCCACAGAGGGCGCUACAAAACCUAGAAAUUAAAAACUGUUGUUUUCCCGAAGUGGGAAUUUUUAAUGACUUCUUGAUAUUCAAAAGAUUUUAAACUGUCAUUUUUAUGAUGAAAAAAAA
Molecule: messenger RNA, 2010 nt
Organism: Cyprinodon tularosa
Lineage: Eukaryota; Metazoa; Chordata; Actinopteri; Cyprinodontiformes; Cyprinodontidae
Product: phosphatase and actin regulator 1-like
Exons: 13
Coding region: 117-1784 (555 amino acids)
Biological process (GO): stress fiber assembly; cell motility
Molecular function (GO): actin binding
Source: RefSeq, a predicted model, not a curated record